Messenger RNA from Pantherophis guttatus, 3068 nucleotides. RefSeq names its product R3H domain and coiled-coil containing 1 like (gene R3HCC1L). NCBI's taxonomy places the organism in Eukaryota, Metazoa, Chordata, Lepidosauria, Squamata, Colubridae. The record is from RefSeq and is a predicted model, not a curated record.
GUAAACUUUAAGCAGUCGCAUGGCGCGCUUCUUCAACAAGGUUAGAUUAUGUCCGAUGUUCACCGGAUGAACGUCAGCGACUAUGCAAAUCCAAAAGAAGAAUUUCUUCAGGCGCUUAAUCGUGACUUUUCUUAGGACAACUAGAUCGGGGAAAGAUAUUUGAAGGAACGCCAAAUUUAAGAGGGUGACUCACGGUACUACAUUUCCCAGCGGCCCUUGCGGAGAGAACGCAUAAAACAGGAUAGGGUCGGACGGAAGUAGGGAAGGCGGAAGCAGCUGCGGUGGAGUGGUCCUGUUUGUACUCGAUAUUGAUAACAUCAUGCAGCCAGAUACAGACAAAACCAGGGUACGAGUUAGGAAACCGGACAUGGUUCUGUAUGUCCCAAGAGCAAGACGUGAGAUGGCAGUCUCAAAAAGUGGCACUUCCGUGGCCACCAAAUGCGGGAGGGAGAGUCACGGCUCCACCACAGAGAAGGAGAGUGUUAAAGCGUGUGAGGCAGGACAAAACCCUAAAACUAGGAAAGGGCUGCUUCAGAAUGAUCAGGAAAAUGCCAGGUCUCCUCAGAAAGAGAGAAGAUCUUUUCCCCAGGACUCAAGCCAUAUUGAUGCAUUCUGCCAAAGAAACCAAAGGACAAAGGCUCAGGAAGAGAAGAGUCCAAAGUUCCAUCAGAAGGCCACAUCACAACACUUGUUCCCUUCCUCCAGCUUCCCGGACCCAACUCUUACUGGAGUGAGCGAAACAGAGACAUAUGAGUGCUGUACUGUACAAUCUGCUGCCUCAGGGGAAAGAAUGGCAGAUUUCCAGCCAGAGAUUAGUAGCAUCAACAUCUCAUGGAAAAAUGAGUGUAUCUGCCCAUCAGAAAGGCAGGUCACCAGCAGGACCAAGAGGGCAGCAGUUGUGUCACAAGCAGUAGGACCAGGUCAAGGUGGUAGGCAGAAUUCCUUGGAACAUAAAAUGCUAAGCGAAGAUAGUAAAGGUGGUUCAGAAUUGACCGGAAUAAGUGAGAACAGUAUAUCUGGAACUGCAGACCAGAAGAUUCCAGAUAACAUAGAGACAUAUAAGGGUAGUUCAUCCAUCUGCACAGAGGAAGGAAACUCUGAUUCAGCACACACAAGUGAUUUGCUGGAGUACAUUGAUAAAAGCAAUCUGUUUCCUAAGGAGAUAACCAUGUAUAAUAGAUGCAAAUGUAUAGAACAAAGCAACUCUAGUCAAACAGCAAUGAGUAACAAUAGCAUCUUAGAAUGUAGUAGAGUUAAAGAUGCAAAGGAGAGUGUUCCUGCUUCAGCACAAGCAAGUGAGUAUGGCGACAAGAAUGAGAGCUGUAUCUCCCACUCUUCAGUUAACUCUGAUCAGGUUGGAGUGGCUGCUGAUAGUCGUGAGAACAUUUUAAUUCAGGUGGAGACACAUAACAUCUUGGAGAAUGCAGAGCAGCUUCCAGAUAAUUCAAACGUGUCUAUAGGUUUUAGUUGUUCAGACAGGACUUCUGAGAAGAUAGAUGAUCUACCCAAUUGUGUCUUUAAGAUAGCAGGUGAUGAAAAGUUACAGGCAGGUGAUAGUGAACACGAUAAGGACAAAAGCCUGUGUGAUGAGACAGGCCAGUAUAAAUUUGAUACAUUUGAGGCAAAGGCUGCACUGGCAACAGAGGAAAGCAUUUUGGACUUGGUUGACCAGAACCCUGAGAGCAGAAGUAGUGUGGAGCCAGUUUGUCCUUCCAAGGAGACUGCCAGCUGGUCUCCGAAGUCUGCCUCUGAGAAGAUGGCAUCUUGUCCUGUAAGCAUAUUGGAGAGAACAGGAACACCCUUAGAAGUGACAAAGCCAGGUUUCGGAGAACUAGGUACAAGCUUGCAGUAUCCCUCUGAAGGCAAAGGAGAAGAACCACCCACAAAUCGUGUGCCAUCUAGUUCGGAAGAGACCACUAACACCAGCACUGAUCCAGUAAGUCACAGCGAGGCUGACAACAUGGCAGAUGAGAGCUGGGAUGCCCUGUUUAAUGAUGAUGGGGAUUGCUUGGAUCCACAAUUACUGGAGCAGCUGUCUACCUGCACUCUCCGUGGCACAAGGCUACAGGAGCCGCAUUUUGAUUAUUACAACUAUUCUCCAGCUGAUCAGGACAUGAGUGACUCUGAGCUGCCACAUGUCAUUGAAAUCUAUGACUUCCCACCAGAAUUCCGCACUGAGGAUCUGCUGUGUGUCUUCUGCCAUUACCAGAAAAAAGGCUUUGACAUUAAAUGGAUAGAUGACACACAUGCUCUGGGUAUCUUCUCUAGUCCCAUCACAGCACAGGAUGCUCUCAAUACCAAACAUCUGAUGGUGAAAACCCGUCCCCUGUCACAGGCUACACGAGCUGCCAGGACCAAAGCCAGAGCUUAUGCAGAAUUCCUGCAACCUGCCAAAGAGCGUCCUGAGACCUCAGCUGCUCUGGCCAGGAGACUGGUGACAGGUGCCCUUGGUGUGCGAAGCAAGCAGAGCAAGGCCGAACGCGAAGCUGAACGCAAGCAGUUACAAGCAGCUCGAGAGCGGAAGCUCUUGGAGGCCAAGCAAAAGGAAGAUGCCUGGGAAGGUCGGGAGUGAGUCAGCAGCCAGUGCAAGAAGAGGGAAGUUGAUCAGGCCUGCUUGAAAACCUCAUGGAGUGGAACUGACAAAUGGCAGCUUGUGCUUACAGCAUUGAGGGACUCUACCAUCCCCUUUGGGGGAAGCAAUAAGAUAUGGGGAGUUGGGAGUGCAUUGGAGUAGCCAGACAUGCCAGGGUGAGUCAUGUGAACCCAAGCUACUGGGUUGGCUGGAAGGCUGUGAAAGAGUGGGACUGGAGUCUGGCAGUACCACAGGAAGAGCUGCUGUAUUGUUAACAGUCCUGCCAGUGCUGUUCUGAAUGCCAUAGAAUGUUAUCCAAAUGCACUCAUCACAUUAGUUUAAAGCAGCCUGGAUGCAGGGCCUAUCUGUGCUCUGGGUCACUGAGUCAUGUUGUGCUCAGUGGGAUGGGACUGAACCGUGAUAGCUUUUAGAUCAGGCCCGCUAGGAUGGCCAGGUGCCCAAUGCUGAGCUUGCUAUUAAAGUUGAUUUGAUUUUA